Messenger RNA from Mauremys reevesii (Reeves's turtle), 1966 nucleotides. Its product is annotated as maestro heat-like repeat-containing protein family member 7. NCBI's taxonomy places the organism in Eukaryota, Metazoa, Chordata, Testudines, Geoemydidae. The transcript has 15 exons. Gene Ontology annotation, cellular component: cytoplasm. The record is from RefSeq and is a predicted model, not a curated record. Bases 19 to 1965 code for a protein of 648 amino acids.
CAGCUGCUAAAAUCCAAAAUGCUGGUGAAGCAUGGGGCAGAGUAUCGGCAGAUCCUCAAGGACAGUCAAAUUGAGAGAGCCUUCUGGGUCACCAACAUCAGCAAUAUCACAUCGCUGUUUGGGAAGUACUUCAACCCGUCCGAGAGCAUGGACUUCCUCCUCGUUGCUAUCGACGGCGUGAGAGACUCCAGCGUCCAUGACGCAGUGACGGCCAGGAACAUGCUGCAUACGAUCCUGGAGGUUCCCGGCCUAGGCUUGGUGAGGGUGUCAGAGGCUGUGAGGAGCAUUCAUAACCACCUGGACUCCAUCAGCGAGCCACUUGCCCGGCAGGAGCUGCUCAGGGCCCUUCUCCUGCUGGGUUCCCAGUUCAGCGAGGAGGUGGUCGGAACCCUGCUGGGCUGCUCACUGUCAUGUGACAGUGUUGCUGCAGAGAUGUGGAAGAUACUGACAUCCCAGCCCAAGAGCACAGAAAAGAUCCUUAGGGAGCUGGUCAGCAGGCUGCAGGGGCAGGCUCCACGACGGCAUCAGCUCUCUCAGAGACCGGCCGGCGUCGCCUCCUUGGCCGCCACAAGAGCCCUGUAUGUGAUCCUGCAGGAGCAGGCCUGCAGGCAGGAAGUGAAGGAGCUCUUCCCUCAGCUCUACGUCGCGCUGCUCUUCCACGUCACCCACACAGUGCAGCACACUGCUUCGCAGGAGAGGGAGCAUAACCAGGAGGACACGGCCGCACCCCUCAGCCCCGUCAGGUUCGCGGUGAAGGCCAUGGAAGCUUUGCUUCUAUGCGCUGGCUACAAGGAGCAGGCCACCUUCAUGAUGAAGCAUGGCCGCUGGGACCUGCUCAUGAGCUCUGACACGCACCACAAAGGUGUCUGCCUGCUUGCCCGGGCCAUGGUUUCGCUCAAUGUCGAGGAGCGAAACUGGAUUUUCCACCAUCUCAUGGCCAUCCUCAACGAUCGGGACGAUAGGCGGUACGUCCCGGCCGUGGCGCUCUUCAUUCAGCUCCUCAAGUGCCCUGACCUUGGCAGCGAGCUGGAAGACGCCAUCGUGGAGGAGAUGAGCAGGCUGCUGAGCGACCCCAAGACCGUGGUGCGCUGGUUGGCGCUCAAAGGCCUCCUCAAUCUGGCCCUUCGCCCAGAGAAGGUGGGGAAACUCCAGCAUCUGCUGCCAGAUGUCCUGGAGCGACUCCAGGAGGUAGACAGAGACCUCAUCCGCAAGGCCAUCGCCGUGCUGAAACACCUCCUCGCCGGCAUGGACAGGCAGAGCGCCAGCCGCGCGGCUGUGCAAGUGGCUGCGCAACUCCUGCCGUUGUUUCAUGAUGUAAGGCCUGGCAGCUCACAGGAGAUCCCAUCAAACUGCGGACAUGUGACCAGCAAGCUCCGGGUGCUCUCCAUCACCCUUUUUAAAGACCUGCUGGAGCUUGUAAGGGGGCCCAACCGGAGGCAGAUGAAGGAGCAUGUGCUCCAGAGCCUGGUCCCACUGCUCCUCCUUGUGCAUGAUGAGCGUCCCAACGUGUCCCAGGUGUGUUGGGACACCCUCAGCAGUGCCGCCCAAUUCCUGAAGUGGCACCAGCUCAGUGGCCUCAUCCAGCACAAGGAAACCUGGCGAAGCUGUGACUGCCUGGUGAUCCACUACAAGGAGAGAGCUGAUGACUUCCUGGGCCAGACCAUGGCCUUCCUGCAGAACCCACAGACUCCAGUUAGGGAAGCAGCCAUCAGGUUCCUAGGGCUCACUUCCCGGCAGCUGGACCAGGGGAGCCAGGACAAGCUGGACGCCAUCUGCGACAACCUCAAAGGCUUGCAGCAGGACAGCAAGUCCUCAGUCCGAUGCCUGGCUUCUCAGACCAUCUUCAUCCUGGAGGCCUUCAAGAACCAGCCUCCAGCCUGCUGCAGCCUAUGGACAUUGGUCCAUAGGAUAAGAACAAUGUGCACUGCGGAGAGCCAGCUCAUUGAAGCUGCCCAGCUGCCCUAGC